GUGAGCUACAACUGUAAAGUCCAGCUCCUGUCACAAUUCUCACCUCACUUCUCACUGUCCUUUUCUCUGUGGCCCACACUCCAAUUUUCGUUCUUUUCUUUUUUUUUUUUUUGUGCCUUCUUAACUAUCAGUUCACAUUGCUAUGGAAAUCUCACAAUCUGGUUUUAUAACUCAUUUUCUUAGAUAAUCAAAGAAUUUGUAAGGUAUUCAACAUGGGUAAUUUGAGAUUUAUGCCCAUGAAAAUGGACUUUUUCUGGGUGAUUGCUAUUUUUUCCAUAAUUGUGUUUGUUUCCCUGCAAAAAGUUGAAAGCUUUGAGGGAUUAAAUGUAACAGAGGUUUAUGAUGCUCAGGCAUAUGGGUUCUUUGAUAAACCCCUUAUGGUGGGUCUCACUCUCAUUCCAUGGGCUGCUACAAAAGGAGCUGUGUGCUUGGAUGGAUCUGUUCCGGGUUACCAUUUCCACCGAGGAUUUGGAUCGGGAGCAAAAAACUGGCUAGUAGAACUUGAGGGGGGAGGAUGGUGUGAUACGAUAAGAAGUUGUGUGUUUAGAAAGACAACACGGCAUGGUUCUUCAAGGCAUAUGGAGAAGUUCAUACCAUUUUCUGGGAUACUUAGCAAUAAACGUUCUGAAAAUCCUGAUUUUUACAAUUGGAACCGGGUAAAAGUUCGAUACUGUGAUGGUGGCUCGUUCAGCGGGGACAGUGAACACAAGGGAGCACAAUUGUAUUUUAGAGGACAGCGCAUAUUUUCGGCCGCUAUGGAGGAAUUGAAGUCGCUAGGAAUGAGGUACGCAAAUCAGGCUCUUCUUUCUGGAUGUUCAGCUGGGGGUGUGGCAUCAAUUUUUCACUGUGAUGAGUUUCGAGCAUUAUUCCCAGGCCAUACUAGAGUCAAGUGUCUAAGUGAUGCUGGGUUAUUCCUUGAUGCACUUGACGUGGCUGGUCAUCGCACUAUGAGAAAAAUAUUUGGGGGUCUUGUCCGCUUGCAGGGAAUCGGGCCACACCUUCCUCGCACAUGUACGAAUCGUCUUAGUCCAAUUAUGUGUUUCUUCCCUCAUCGUCUAAUAGCAGAUGUUAGGACACCAUUAUUUCUCGUUAAUGCAGCAUAUGAUGCAUGGCAGCUGCAAGCAAGUUUAGCUCCGGCAUCAGCUGAUCCUCACGGAUACUGGUAUCAAUGCAAAUUGAAUAAUAUACACUGCAAUGGUCAACAGAUCCGUUUUCUCCAAGGUUUUAGAGGACAGAUGUUGGGUGCAAUUAAGCGUUUUGGUAAAUUUCGGAAGAACGGGUAUUUCAUUAAUUCAUGCUUUGCUCAUGGACAAAUUGAGAAACAAGAUACAUGGCUUGCCCCUAAUUCACCUCAUAUUGGAAAUAAGGGUCUUGCUGAGUCUGUUGGGAACUGGUAUUUUGAUAGAGCAGAGACCAAAAUUAUUGAUUGUCCCUAUCCUUGUGACAGAACAUGCCACAAUAUGGUUUUUUCACACCUUUAAAACUAACUCCAAUUUUCUUUCCCAUUUUUCUUACAGUAAUAUAGUCCACCAAAUUACAUUUGGCACAUUAUAUCUUGGUGCUUGUUAGAAUUUUAAAUCAUGAUUAUUCAUAUAUAUGAUAAGAGUAUAGCUCAUAUUCAGUAUCAUUAUGAUCUUUCUUUGGAAUGUCAUCGCAAAUUGUAGUCUUUUUCCUUGUAAUAAUGUGAAAGGGGUGUAAACCAUACAAAUAUUUAGUCUAUAUGAUUCAAAAUUUUCAUUUUUACUUACUA
Messenger RNA from Amaranthus tricolor (Joseph's coat), 1750 nucleotides. Its product is annotated as pectin acetylesterase 12-like. Gene Ontology annotation, biological process: cell wall organization. Lineage: Eukaryota; Viridiplantae; Streptophyta; Magnoliopsida; Caryophyllales; Amaranthaceae. The transcript is spliced from 12 exons. Gene Ontology annotation, cellular component: plant-type cell wall. Bases 213 to 1481 code for a protein of 422 amino acids. The record is from RefSeq and is a predicted model, not a curated record. Gene Ontology annotation, molecular function: pectin acetylesterase activity.